This is a messenger RNA of Esox lucius (northern pike), 1726 nucleotides long. It is a transcript of the gene ptgis, whose product is annotated as prostaglandin I2 (prostacyclin) synthase. The record is from RefSeq and is a predicted model, not a curated record. Gene Ontology annotation, biological process: prostaglandin biosynthetic process. Gene Ontology annotation, molecular function: iron ion binding; monooxygenase activity; oxidoreductase activity, acting on paired donors, with incorporation or reduction of molecular oxygen. The transcript is spliced from 10 exons. Bases 13 to 1494 code for a protein of 493 amino acids. NCBI's taxonomy places the organism in Eukaryota, Metazoa, Chordata, Actinopteri, Esociformes, Esocidae.
UUAGGAGGGAACAUGUUCUGGACUAUAAUUUUUCUUCUUGGUGGUAUUGCAUUUGUGAUUAUUUUCUCUUCACGCUCAAGGCAGAAAAAUGAGCCACCAUUGGAUAAAGGCUUCAUUCCAUGGCUCGGUCAUGCCUUGGAGUUUGGAAACGAUGUUGCAAAGUUCCUAAGCCGGAUGAAACAGAAACAUGGUGACAUUUUUACGGUGCGCGUUUGUGGUCAUUACAUUACUGUACUGCUGGACCCUAACUCCUACGAUGAGGUCUUGAAUGACACAGUCUCUCUGGACUUAAAUAACUACACCCGGGUCCUGAUGCAGAGGAUGUUCAGCCUGUGUUUACCCAAUCACAGUCCAGACGCAGAGAGGGCGUGGAUGAAACAACACUUCCAGGGUCCCAGCUUAGCCAAACUGAGCAGCACCAUGCACUCCCACCUCCAUACCCUUCUAAGGGAUGAGGAGAGGAGUUGUUCCCCAGUGGAAUGGAAGGAGGAUGGGCUUUUCAGCUUCUGUUACAGCAUGCUCUUCAGGGCUGGAUACCUCACACUGUUUGGUACAGAGAAAAGUCACAGCCUCACUGAUCUCACUGCUGUCUACAGAGAGUUCCGCAGGUUUGACGGUCUUCUCACAAAACUGGCACAUUCAACUCUUAAGAACGAGGAGAAGAAGAUAGCAAGCCAAUCCCAGAAGCAACUAUGGGAGAUGUUGUCCCCGCCCUGGCUGAGCGACAGAGGGGGUUCAACAAGUAACUCCUGGCAGCAGAGUUACCGCAGCCGUUUGCAGAAUGAAGGAGUGGACCUGGAGAUGCAGAAACGAGCCAUGGUGCUUCAGUUAUGGGUCACCCAGGGUAAUGCUGGACCGGCUGCUUUCUGGCUGCUGGGCUUCCUGCUCACACACCCCGAGGCCAUGCGGGCAGUGAAGGAGGAGAUCAAAGGUUUGACUCAGCUGGAGGGUGGCUUGCUACAGCACCACCUGCUGGACACUGUGGAUCAACACAGCACACCUGUGUUUGACAGUGUUCUGACAGAGACUCUGCGUUUGACUGCUGCUGCGUUCAUCACCAGAGAGGUGGUCCAGGACAAGAUUCUUCCUCUGGCCAGUGGGCAGCAGUACCGCAUCAGAAAGGGGGACAGAGUCUGUCUGUUCCCUUUCGUCAGUCCACAGAUGGACCCCGAAAUCCACGACGAACCAGAGCAGUUUCGUUAUGACCGCUUCCUGAAUGCUGACGGGACUGAGAAGAAGUCUUUCUAUAAGGGAGGGGUGAGACUAAAGUACUACAACAUGCCAUGGGGGGCAGGCAGAAAAGCAUGUGUGGGAAGGCACUUCGCAGUCAGUGGCAUCAAACAGUUUGUGUUCAUUGUCCUCUCCCGGCUGGAGUUGGAGCUUUGCGACCCCACCGCCACAUUACCGCCGGUCAACCCCAGUCGCUAUGGUUUCGGCAUGCUCCAGCCUAGCGGAGACCUGGGAGUCCGCUACAGACUCAAGACUGUACGUUAGGGCAUGACCCAUAACCUCUGACCCUGCACAUCAUUCCGGACUGCUGCACAAGAGCUAGAAGAUAUUCUGGUCAUACUUUAUUGCCCUGAUUGACUUGACCAUGACCACAAUACAACUUAUUCUGUUUCAUGCUUUAAUUUAUAUUGUUGUAAAUAUUGUUUUUACAUUCGGAUUUCCUUUGUAUUUCUCGGGAAAAUGUAUUAUUAUCUGAAUAAAUAUCUGAAUAACUUGC